This is a messenger RNA of Homarus americanus (American lobster), 375 nucleotides long. RefSeq names its product chromatin assembly factor 1 subunit FSM-like. NCBI's taxonomy places the organism in Eukaryota, Metazoa, Arthropoda, Malacostraca, Decapoda, Nephropidae. The transcript has 2 exons. The record is from RefSeq and is a predicted model, not a curated record. Bases 1 to 375 code for a protein of 124 amino acids.
AUGAGUGACAGGUACAGCUCUCGUCCCCAGAGAUAUGCAAAUGAUGGUAAAGAUUGCAGGAAGCAACAACAGGAAGCAACAGCAGAAAGCAACAACAGGAAGCAACAACAGGAAGCAACAACAGGAAGCAACAGGAGAAAGCAACAAGAGGAAGCAAUAGUAAGCAAAAUCAGGAAGCAACAGCAGAAAGCAUUAGCAGGAAGCAACAAGAAGAAGCAACAGCAGAAGGCAUUAGCAGGAAGCAACAACAGGAAGCAACACCAGGAAGCACCAGCAAGAAGCAACAGCAUGAAGCAACAGCAGGAAGCAACAGCAGGAAGCAUCAGCAAGAAGCAACAAAAGAAAACAAUAGGAAGCAACAACAGUAAGCAAUAG